Messenger RNA from Aspergillus terreus NIH2624, 588 nucleotides. RefSeq lists its product as uncharacterized. Bases 1 to 588 code for a protein of 195 amino acids. NCBI's taxonomy places the organism in Eukaryota, Fungi, Ascomycota, Eurotiomycetes, Eurotiales, Aspergillaceae. The transcript has a single exon. The record is from RefSeq and is a predicted model, not a curated record.
AUGUCGAAGUUCGUCUUUGCCAACUCCUCCGACCCAGUCCCUGGCGAUGGAGUCCUUCCCGCCCAAUUCACGAUAAGGACCUCCCCUUCGACGGACGUGUGGUCGAAACCCCCGUCCACCGAGCGCUUCAAUGCUCCGAUUCUGUACCGUUCUAUUCCGCUGAAGUCCUUCAAGCGGGCCCGCGUCGCCUUCAAUGCCUUGUGGGAGCACCAAUACGACCAAGGCGGAAUCAUCCUCGUGCUGAACACCGCUGAUGGUACCCGCAAGUGGGUGAAGACGGGCAUCGAGCUCACGCACGGCAAGCCCCAUCUCAGCACGGUGGUCAAGGACCGGUACGCGGACUGGAGUCUACAACCUGUGCCCUCCGGCGGAGGCGCCGCCACGCUGGAAAUUGUCCGCGAGUCCAACGACGCUCUCUGGAUUUAUCUGGUCGAGGGGGUGCAGAAGAACCCUCUUCGGGAGGUGACUUGGGUCUUUGCGGAAGAGAACGUGCAGGACUGCUGGGUUGGCCUGUAUGCGGCGAAGCCUUCGAAGGAGGGAGGCGAUCUGGUGGUGAACUUCGGUCAUCUGAUCGUUGACCUGGUUUGA